AGAGAGAGAGAGAGAAUAAAUGUAUGCCUUUCCCUCCUCGCGCCCAUCGAAAACAGAGAGCCAACUUCCAACUUUAGAGAGAGAGAGAGAGAGAAAGCGAUUAUCCAUAUAAAUUUCCUUUUUUUUUAAAAAAAAUUUUUUUUUCUUCAUUUUUGCUUGUAAUUCAUAGCUGCUAUCUCUAUAUCUCUUUCCCCGUUUUUUUUUUUUUUUUUUUUGGUGUGGUGGGUUGAAAUUGGGAAUUUUUGAGGUGUCAAAUGAUGAGCUGGAGGAGAGUAUUGAACUCCGUUCAGGCCGUAGCAGCCCACAGCCUCCUCUUGUGCUUCACGCUCUUGCUCGUCCUCAAGCUCGACCAUGUCGUCUCCUACUCCUGGUGGAUUAUAUUUUUCCCGCUUUGGAUAUUUCAUGCAGUUGUUGCCCGAGGACGAUUUUCAUUACCUGCUCCAUCAGUUCCACAUAAUCGUCAUUGGGCACCGUGCCAUGCCAUUGUUGCAACACCAUUGCUUAUUGCAUUUGAGUUGCUCCUUUGUAUAUAUCUUGAGAGUUUUUAUGUUAAUGGUUCUGCAGCUGUAAACUUGAAGAUUGUCUUUCUUCCCUUACUGGCACUUGAAAUAAUUAUUCUGAUUGACAAUUUCAGAAUGUGUAGGGCUCUAAUGCCUGGAGACGAAGAAAGCAUGAGUGAUGAGGCUAUAUGGGAGACACUUCCCCACUUUUGGGUUGCAAUCUCCAUGGUCUUCUUUGCUGCUGCUACCAUCUUCACCCUCCUAAAGCUUUGUGGUGAUGUAGGUGCUCUUGGCUGGUGGGACUUAUUUAUAAAUUUUGGUAUUGCGGAAUGCUUUUCCUUUCUUGUUUGUACAAAGUGGUCUAAUCCGGUGAUUCAUAGAAACUCUCGCACAAGGGAAGCUAGUUCAUCUUCUACAACUAUUAGGUAUAUUGACUGGACCAAUGGUUUAGUAAUUUCUCCAGAGGAGGAUCAACAGCAAGAUAGAAUGUGCAGUCUGCAAGACAUUGGAGGCCAUAUCAUGAAAAUUCCGAUAAUUGGUUUUCAAAUCCUCCUGUGUAUGCGCCUAGAGGGAACACCUGCUAAUGCUAGGCAUAUACCACUGCCAGUUCUUUUCUCUCCUCUUUUCCUACUGCAAGGUGCAGGUCUCCUAUUUGCUGCCUGUAGGUUGGUGGAGAAAAUUGUACUUUUACUUCAUAGUGGAGUUGGCACAGGAUUAUAUUUUCGAUUUUCUGCAAGUGCUCAUGACUGCUUCGGGUUCUUGCACCAUGGUUCCAGGCUACUGGGUUGGUGGUCAAUUGAUGAAGGCAGUCGAGAAGAACAGGCCCGACUAUUCCAGCAGGGGGCUUCUGGGUAUAACACUUUCUGUGGCUAUCCACCUGAGAUGGUGAAGAAAAUGCCUAAAAAGGAUCUUGCAGAGGAGGUUUGGAGACUGCAAGCAGCUCUAGGUGAGCAGACGGAAAUCACAAAAUACAGUCAACAGGAGUUUGAAAGACUUCAAAAUGAAAAGGUUUUAUGUAGGGUUUGCUUUGAGGGAGAGAUUAGUGUGGUCCUACUUCCAUGCAGGCAUCGUAUCCUUUGCAGUUCCUGCUGUGAGAAGUGUAAAAAAUGCCCAAUUUGCCGCAUCCCUAUUGACGAGCGCUUGCCUGUAUAUGAUGUUUAGAUUUUAACUUGCCCUGUUUGUUUUCUAAGAGCACAAAUUGGAGCCGCAUAGAGAAGGUAAAAAAAAAAAAAAACAACUGGAGAAUGUUUAUUACAGUUUCACACUUUUUACUGAAACUUGUACAAUAGUGAGUGUUGCUUGUGCAAGUUAACAUGACAAGGAUUAGGUCAUACACGAAUUGCAGUUGCUAUAACUAUACAAAGCUUGGUUAGCUGUUUUUCAAAAAAUUUUCCUCCUAAAUUGUAAAUAUACUAAAACUUUUGUAUGGGGAAAUAACAGUAAUAGCAAGUUGCAAGUUCUUUUCA
This is a messenger RNA of Corylus avellana, 1966 nucleotides long. Its product is annotated as Transmembrane Fragile-X-F-associated protein. Lineage: Eukaryota; Viridiplantae; Streptophyta; Magnoliopsida; Fagales; Betulaceae. The record is from RefSeq and is a predicted model, not a curated record.